GGCCCUCCUCCUGUGGCUAUUCUGGGCUGCUGUCUGAUCCCCCUCACUUCCCCCAGCCCCUGCUUCAGCCCUUCUGCUGGGAGUAGCUGGGUGGGGAGAGGCCAGCCCAAUUAGAGAACCCUGUGGCAGGGACCCCUGGAGAGGCCGAGGAGCAGGUGCUCAGCCCCUCCCUCAGCACCAACAGUGAAAAUCUGCCGCUGGAGCCCAGCCUCGGGUAGCCCAGCAUGGAGGCAGCCACGGCACAGGAGGUGGCCUUGGGACCCACGCUGAAGGUGAAAGAAGACAGCCCAGCAGAUGCUGAGGAGCCCCAGACUUCACCUCAACAGGAGGCCAGCAGCCCCAUUCCCCAGCUCCUGGCUCCUCUAGAAGAGCACCCUAAAAUCUGGCUACCUCGGGCCCUGAGGCAGACCUACAUCCGGAAGGUUGGAGACACUGUGAAUCUACUAAUCCCAUUCCAGGGCAAACCCAAACCUCGAGCCACCUGGACACAUAAUGGCUAUGCCUUGGAUGCCAGUCGUGUGAGCGUGCGGAGUGGGGAGCAGAACUCCAUCCUCUUCAUCCGAGAAGCUCAACGUGCUGACUCAGGACGCUACCAGCUCAGUGUGCAGUUGGGCGGCAUGGAGGCCACUGCCACCAUUGACAUCUUGGUUAUUGAGAGGCCAGGCCCUCCUCAGAGUAUCAAGUUGGUGGAUGUGUGGGGCUCCAACGCUACCCUGGAGUGGACACCUCCCCGAGACACAGGCAAUGCGGCACUCCUGGGAUACACGGUGCAGAAGGCUGACACAAAAUCUGGGCUGUGGUUCACUGUGCUGGAGCAUUAUCACCGCACCACUUGCAUAAUCUCCAACCUCAUCAUUGGCAACUCCUACACAUUUCGAGUCUUUGCUGAGAACCAGUGUGGGCUCAGCGAGACAGCUCCCAUCACUGCUGACCUUGCCCACAUCCAAAAAGCAGCUACUGUUUACAAGACCAAGGGGUUUGCCGAGCGAGAUCUCUCUGAAGCUCCAAAGUUCACCCAGCCUCUGGCAAACUGCACUACAGUCACCGGCUAUGACACCCAGCUCUUCUGCUGUGUCCGGGCCUCUCCGAAGCCAAAGAUUACCUGGCUGAAGAACAAGAUGGAUAUCCAAGGCAACCCCAAGUACAGAGCCUUCACUCUUCUGGGAAUCUGCUCACUGGAAAUCCGCAAGCCUGGUCCUUUUGAUGGGGGCAUCUACACCUGCAAGGCAGUUAACCCCCUGGGGGAGGCGUCCGUGGACUGUCGGGUGGAUGUGAUAGCUCCUCUUUAAGGCUCCCUGAGAGAACAUGGGCAACCCUUGAAGAAGGAAGCCUGACUGGUGAGAUUGUGUUCUUAAGGAGCUGCAGUACAACAGCUGGUUUGGACUGAUCUAAAUAAAUGUGUGGCUC
Messenger RNA from Pteronotus mesoamericanus, 1407 nucleotides. RefSeq names its product myosin binding protein H like (gene MYBPHL). The coding region runs from base 225 to 1289 and encodes 354 amino acids. The transcript has 9 exons. NCBI's taxonomy places the organism in Eukaryota, Metazoa, Chordata, Mammalia, Chiroptera, Mormoopidae. Gene Ontology annotation, molecular function: protein binding. The record is from RefSeq and is a predicted model, not a curated record.